Messenger RNA from Stegastes partitus (bicolor damselfish), 3194 nucleotides. It is a transcript of the gene slc4a1b, whose product is annotated as solute carrier family 4 member 1b (Diego blood group). Bases 19 to 2544 code for a protein of 841 amino acids. NCBI's taxonomy places the organism in Eukaryota, Metazoa, Chordata, Actinopteri, Pomacentridae. The transcript is spliced from 16 exons. The record is from RefSeq and is a predicted model, not a curated record. Gene Ontology annotation, cellular component: basolateral plasma membrane; plasma membrane. Gene Ontology annotation, molecular function: bicarbonate transmembrane transporter activity; monoatomic anion transmembrane transporter activity; solute:inorganic anion antiporter activity. Gene Ontology annotation, biological process: bicarbonate transport; monoatomic anion transport; transmembrane transport.
GUGGAGCUAAACGAGCUGAUGAAGGACCAGAAGCAGGAGACCUACUGGCAGGAGACGGGCCGAUGGGCCGGGUACGAGGAGAGCUUCGACCCCCAGUCGGGGGUGUGGGCGUCCCCACACAUCUCCUACCUCACCUUCAAGAGCCUCAUCCAGCUCCGACGUACCAUGAACACAGGUGUGACAAUUUUUGACUGUGAAGAGCGGACCCUGGCCACCAUCGCAGAGAAGAUGGUCAGCGAGAUGAUUAACAAGAAGGAGAUCAGGCCAGGAGACGGGGAAGAAGUGCUUAAAGCUCUGCUCCAAAACCGCAGCCAAUCAUCUGACCCAGAGAGCCAAACUCUGACCGACAGGAUGGACCUACACAAGUUUUCAGUCAAGGAAAGAAGGGAUGAAUCUAGCCGUGUAGAGGCCUCCAUGGUGCUAGUCGGAGCCUUGGACUUUCUGGAGAGGCCCACAGUUGUUUUUGUGCGUUUGAAGGAAGCAUCGGUGCUAGACUCAGCCCUGGAGGCCCCAGUGCCUGUGCGCUUUGUCUUUGUCCUGGUUGGACCGAACAAGGCUGAUGUGGACUACCAUGAGACUGGCCGGGCAAUGGCAGCACUGUUGGCUGAUAAAGUGUUCAAUCAGGUAGCUCUUCAGGCAAAGAGCCCCCGAGAGCUGACGGACGCUGUGUCCGACUUCAUGGACUGCAGCAUCGUCAUCCCGCCCACCGAGAUCCAGAACGAAGCCAUGCUCAGCUCCAUCAUCAGCUUUCAGAAGAAGCUACUGCAGGACAGACUCCAGUCCUCUGACACCACAGUCCCCCUGGACUCCAAACCUCGUAGGGUUUCCACCUCUAGCGGGCCUCCUCCUGAAGACCCUCUUGCUCGUACUGGUCGACCUUUCGGUGGGAUGAUUCGCGACAUAAAGAGACGCUACCAGUACUACAAGAGCGACAUCACCGAUGCUCUCAACGCCCAGGUUCUUGCUGCCGUCAUCUUCAUCUACUUCGCUGCCCUGUCUCCUGCCAUCACCUUUGGAGGACUGCUGGCUGAUAAGGUGGAAAACAUGAUGGGUGUUCCAGAGCUGCUCAUUUCCACCAGCAUUCAGGGGAUCAUCUUCUGCUUUAUUGCUGCUCAGCCUGUCCUGGUUAUUGGUUUCUCUGGUCCGCUGUUAGUGUUCGAGGAGGCCUUCUAUGCUUUCUGCAAGUCCCAAGGAAUUGAGUAUAUUGUGGGCAGAGUGUGGGUUGGAGUGUGGCUCGUCAUCAUUGUGGUGAUCAUUGUGGCCUGUGAGGGCAGCUUCCUGGUGCGCUUCAUCUCACGCUUCACCCAGGAGAUCUUCUCCAUCCUCAUCUCCCUCAUCUUCAUCUAUGAAACGUUUGCCAAGCUGGGGAGGACCUUCAAGGCACAUCCGCUGAUUCUAAAUUAUGAUCACCUGAAUGCAACCUUAGAAAAUCCCUGGCACCCAAAGGUGGAAGAGACCAUCAUCUAUGACAACGCCACCGGCAACACAACUGUUAUUAUCAACACUAUUAACUCAGCUUACCCCAACACAGCGCUGCUCUCCAUGUGCCUCAUGUUAGGCUGCUUCUUUAUUGCUUUCUUCCUGCGUCAGUUCAAGAACGGGACAUUUCUUCCUGGAAAGCUCAGGCGCUUGAUGGGUGACUUCGGUGUGCCCAUUGCCAUUUUCCUUAUGAUUGUCGUGGACUAUAACAUUGGUGACACCUACACUCAGAAACUGGUCGUUCCCAAAGGCUUGAUGGUGUCCAAUCCAGCCAAAAGAGGCUGGCUCAUCAACCCCUUUGGGGAGCACAAGCCUUUCCCUGUGUGGGUGAUGUUUGCAUGCUGCGUCCCGGCCCUGCUCGUCUUCAUCCUCAUCUUUCUGGAGUCUCAGAUCACAACCCUGAUUGUAAGUAAACCUGAGAGGAAGAUGGUCAAAGGCUCUGGGUUCCACUUUGACUUGCUGGUUUUAGUCGGCAUGGGAGGGCUGAGCGCAAUAUUCGGAGUGCCAUGGCUCAGCGCCGCCACUGUACGAUCUGUCACUCACGCCAAUGCCCUCACUGUCAUGAGUAAAGGACCAAAGCCUGUGAUCGAGAAAGUGAUGGAGCAGAGGAUCAGCGGCAUUGUGGUGGCCUUGCUUGUUGGUCUGUCCAUUCUGAUGGAGCCGAUCCUAAAGCUGAUUCCCAUGUCAGCCUUGUUUGGGAUCUUCCUCUACAUGGGAGUCACAUCACUAAAUGGCAUCCAGCUGUGGGAUCGUAUGCUGCUUCUUCUCAUCCCUAAGAAAUACCACCCUGAUGAACCCUAUGCAACCAGAGUAAGCACAGGACGAAUGCACCUGUUCACGGCCAUCCAGGUAGUGUGUCUUGCACUUUUGUGGAUCGUGAAGUCCAGUCCGGUAUCACUUGCGCUUCCCUUCAUUCUCAUCCUCACCAUCCCUCUACGUAUGUUUAUGACCGGGCGUCUAUUUACUGAACUGGAGAUGAAAUGUUUGGAUGCUGACGACGCCAAAGUGGUCUUUGAGGAGGAGCCUGGGCAGGACGUAUACUGUGAAUCUCAGAUGCCAUUGUAGAGGUUUUCCAUGACAGCUGCCAGCACUUUUUUAUUUUGACAAAAGGAUAUUUAUUUAAUAUGUGGCUCACAUAAUAUUUAAUUUGUCUAUGAGCUUAAACAUAUAUAAAGUGUUUUUUGAGAUACCAGAUGCAGAUACAGAUUCUAUAUCUUUCUAGUGUCAACAUUAAUGUCUUUUAAAAGGCUGUCUGGCUUAAACAUUCCUGAAGAAUUUUCAACUGUCACUCAGGUAAAUUCUUUGUAUUGCUGAAGCUGGAAAUAUUCUCAUUUAUAUGUUUUUACAAAGUAAGUCAUAACAAAUGCAAAGGCUUUUUUAAAGUAUGUAAAAGAGGUGCUCACACAUGAAAUUAAAAAAAAGUCAAUCAUGCCAGCACUCCAGAAAAGCUUGAAGAAUAAUAGCAAUAAAAGCCCAAACUGUAUGUUUUCCAAGCGGUCGCUCACUGAAUGUAAUAUUGUUACAAUUUAAGUUAUUGUUGCUUGAUGGGAGUAAAAGUCAGACUCUGAAUGACGCAAUAUUUGAUUUGUAAGGUAGGUGAUUUAGCAGGAAUGAUCAAACUGGCAACACUGGAGAGCAAAACGACAACACCACUGUGUGGCAAUGCAGGGAGAGACAAAAUGUUGUUAAAAAUUAUAUUGUGUGUUGUGUUGCUG